This is a messenger RNA of Lotus japonicus, 1006 nucleotides long. RefSeq names its product protein VASCULATURE COMPLEXITY AND CONNECTIVITY. Bases 145 to 768 code for a protein of 207 amino acids. NCBI's taxonomy places the organism in Eukaryota, Viridiplantae, Streptophyta, Magnoliopsida, Fabales, Fabaceae. The record is from RefSeq and is a predicted model, not a curated record. The transcript has 3 exons.
UUUUGUUUUGGUUGGUCACUUUCGUGGUCGUGUCUUCAUCCUCUUGUUUAUUCCAGACAGAAUCAAGUUUCCUGGCCACUUCUCACCAACUUCACAACACUCACACUCACAGUGAUUGAAAGAGACACCAAAAACACGAGAGAGAUGGAGAAAAAGGUUCUGGUCGUGUGCUUCGUUGUGGGUUUUCUGGGACUGUUGGCGGCUGCAACUAGCUUCGGUGCUGAAGCAACCAGGAUUAAGGGUUCUCAAGUUCAGUUUAUCACAUCAGAUCAGUGCAUGUAUCCUCGAAGUCCUGCUCUACCUCUUGGUUUCACUGCAGCAAUGGCUCUUAUGAUAUCUCAAAUAAUCAUAAAUGUUGCAACAGGGUGUAUUUGUUGCAGAAAAAACGCACAAAUCCCAGAUUCCAAUUGGAGAGUGGCACUGAUCUGCUUUGUUCUAUGUUGGUUUACAUUUGUGAUGGCAUUUCUCCUGUUGCUAACUGGUGCUGCGCUGAAUGAUCAACGCGGUCAAGAGAGCAUGUACUUUGGCUCCUACUACUGCUAUGUUGUCAAACCUGGAGUUUUUGCUACCGGUGCAAUGUUAUCUCUUGCAAGUGUUGCAUUUGGAAUCAUAUAUUACAUUACCUUAACUAAGGGAAAGAGUGCUGGCGGUGAUUCCUCAUAUCCUAAUCAAGGGAAUAUAGCCAUGGGACAACCACAGAUCCCACCUCAGAGUACCCAGCCAGUAUUUGUGCAUGAGGACACUUACAUCAGACGACAGUUCACAUGAUCAUAACAGCUUUCAGCUUUUAGCUAGGUUAUUAACACUCAGAUUCCCCAACUUAAGCUUGGCUAGUGUAAGUGUUGAGAUUGCUCUGAUCAAAACAUGGUUUCUUUUGUGUAUGCCUAGGAAGUAGUGUUUCUUAGUAUAUAUGUAUCCCAUGAAAGUGCUUUUGAAGGAGUUAUGAUAUUAGCCAUGUUUAUAAUUCGAUGGUGCAGUAAAAAUAAAUUGAGAUAUUGACUCCUUA